Messenger RNA from Paramecium octaurelia, 1318 nucleotides. The record is from the annotation of a GenBank genome assembly. Lineage: Eukaryota; Ciliophora; Oligohymenophorea; Peniculida; Parameciidae.
AUGAGAUUAAAAUCUAUCAAUUAUUAAACUCAUGUUUUUAGUCUAUUAUUUAUGAGUAUAAUUCUGAACAAAUAUUUUUAUAAUAGAAUUUGCUUAUUUAUGUUUAUACAAAAGAAUGUGCUCCUAAUUCCUUAUUAUCGUCCCUUUAAUCUGUAGAUGAAAGAAGAUUUAACUGUGGAUGAAAUGCUAAACUUUAUUAAAUAAGACAAGGAGUAAUUUAUAAUGUUAAUUUAGAAUAAUAGGAGGUACAAAUAUGUGGAGUUGCUAUUCAUACAAUAGGAAUAUCAAAUUGGGGGGCAAUGAUUUAAUUGGAAACAUGGUGGAUGAGUUAUUUAUUAUUGUUUGUUAGAAGCAAAUUGUGAAACAAAAAUAAAUAGCAGUCACCAUUCAACCUUAGAAUAUUCACUUUUUAUUGAAUGUAACUUCUUAAUUUUAGAUCAUUGAUUUAUUCAACCACAUUCGUCAUAAAUAUUCGUAAAAUUGGCAAUUAUCAUUAGACUCACUGAAAAUUAUUCGAAUUGGAGAUGUUAUUCUUUACACUAAGGUCAAAACCUGAAGUCAACCGAAAUGCUUGUAGAUUUGAAAAUCGAUAAUUUCUAUGUUGUCACAAAUGAAAUUUAUUUUCAAAAACGAAUAUUGACAGGAUUAAAUAUAAGUUUGAAUAUGGAAGUGGAAUCAAAUUCCAAAAUUAUUGAUAUAGUGCAAUUUAUUAAAGAACAUUUAAAGUAAACUUAAAAUCAUAUAAUCAGAUUGUAAGGAGAUGUAUACUAAUGGACUUGUCAUUCUUUAUAAUUAAAUAAAAAUCUGGAUUUUAAUUCUACAGUUAAUUAAAUAAAUGGUGAAGAAUUGCUUAUCACAACAUAAAAUGGCAUCUUUAAUACUUAAAAUCUAUUUUCGACUACAUUUGAUAGUUUACAUUAUGAUUAACCUGUUAAUUAAACCAAUUCAAUAUUCCAAUAAUAUGAUCAUGUAUGUUAUUUAGCUAAGAAUAGUAAUAAUAAAUUAAUUAACAAUUCAUAUAAUUAAAACUUGAGACAUUUGAAGGAGUCAAUAAAAGAUCCUAUGUUGAUUAUUUUAGUCCUAAUACUCAAAUCGAAAAGUUGGCUAAAUUAAUUUUAAAUUUUUUAUCACUUGACAUGUAGCAAAUAAAUAAAAUACUAUCUUUAGGUCUUAAGUUACAAUUGAUCUUUUUAUAAAUGGGCAUUAAUACAAUAAUUAAAAAGAUAGAGUCUAAACUUUGUAUUAAUGUGGUAUAAAAAGCAACUCCUUGGUUUAAGCUAAAGUAAGAUGGUUAGAUACAAAAGCAUGUCUAAAUUGA